Cuscuta epithymum is the source of this 2539-nucleotide messenger RNA. NCBI's taxonomy places the organism in Eukaryota, Viridiplantae, Streptophyta, Magnoliopsida, Solanales, Convolvulaceae. The record is from the annotation of a GenBank genome assembly.
CUUAUUUUAAGUGAUUGCCCUACGUCUCUACUCAGUCGAAGUAGGGCUCAGUAGUUCAGAAAAUCCCUCUGUUUUGUGAUUUCUCUUGAGGAUCAUGUACAAGAGCAAGCUCCAAGAAUUAUGUCAUCAGUUGGGGUUGCGGCUGCCGGAAUACACCGUCUCCAAAAAGGCUCCGAUCACGACUCUAAAUUUCAGGCAAAGGUCACCGUGAACGGAGUAUCCUUUCAUUCACUCCACCCCAGAUAAGUGUAGAACUUGCAAGGAGGCUGAGAAUUUGGCUGCUCAUUUUGCUUUUGAAUACUUCUCGAAUAAUCCUCCUGUUCCUUCCACCAUAGAUCCUUCGUUGACUGAAGCUCAUUCUCAUCCGGCCGCAGAUCCCGGCGUUCUUCCUAAAGUCACAUCUUCUCAUCCGGAUCCGGUGGGCUCACACCAGACUCACGAGUCACGAUUCAGGAAUAUGUAUAAGAGCAAGCUCCAGGAAUUAUGUCACCGGUUGGGGUUGCCGCUGCCGGAAUAUACCGUCACGAGAAAAGGUCCCGAUCACGACUCUAAAUUUCAGGCACAGGUCACCGUGAACGGAGUAUCCUUUCACUCCACCCCAGAUAAGUGUAAAACUUGCAAGGAGGCUGAGAAUUUGGCUGCUCAUUUUGCUUUUGAAUACUUCUCGCAUAAUCCUCCUGUUCCUUCCACCAUAGAUCCUUCGUUGACUGAAGCUCAUUCUCAUCCGGCCGCAGAUCCCGGCGUUCUUCCUAAAGUCACAUCUUCUCAUCCGGAUCCGGUAGGCUCACACGAGACUCACGAUUCAGAUCCGCUGGCUGGCCCUCAACCUGUGAUGGGGGAUGAUCCUUCAUUUCCGUCCAAAAUCUCUGCAGGGGCGUACAAGCCAAAAUUGUUAGAGCUAUGUCGUAAGUACAGAUGGAAACAGCCCGAGUACAAGACAGCAAAGGAAGGUCCAGAUCACAUGCCUCGAUUUGCUGCCACAGUGGUUGUCAAUGAUGUUGCAUACGUCACUCCACAUCAGUGCCGAUCAUCGAAAGAAGCAACAAACCUUGCCGCUUGUGUUGCCUUCAACCAAUUAGCAAGGCUCGGCUUUUCAUCAACUGCAGAUCAUAUUGAUAUCAAAGUGCAUCAAAACAAUGAAAGGAAUGCACAACCAUCAGAUAUCAGAUCAACAUCAUUGGCUAGUAGAGAGCCUUCCAACUCUUCAGAGGUGCUACAUGUGUACAAGAACCAGCUACAACAGUAUGCUCAAAAGCAAGGGCUACCUCUUCCUCAGUAUUCUUGUGAAACUGAAGGACCACCUCAUGAUCGUCGAUUUAGAUCAAGGGUGGCUUUUUCUGGAAAGUUUUAUGAAUGUCAACAAUUUUUCACUACGCUAAAAGAAGCCGAACAAGCGGCGGCAAAGGUUGCAGUUGAGGCGAUAUGCCCCGAUGAAAUUCAGAAGGGAGGAGGUCUAUUCAAGACCCUUUUACAAGAGCUUGCACAAAAACUUGGGUUUCUUUUUCCGACCUAUAAAACAGUUCAGAGUGGUCCACCACACGAUACUACUUUUAGCUCCGUUGUGCAAAUUGAUGAGGAAUCAUAUCAAGGACAACCAGCUAAGACUAAGAAGCAAGCUGAAUUGAAUGCUGCCGAGAUUGCCUACAAUACCUUGAUCAAUUGUUCGGAUAAAUGUACAAAGAGGCAGAAAACUUCGACCAUACCUGGCACACAUAUUCCGCAUCCGCCAUCCACUCAUAAUUUCUCUUUAUGUCAAUAGGUGCAGAUGUCGUCAAUUUAAAGGUGAAGCAAACAUCGGCUACACCACAUCCUCUCUCACUCAGCAAUCAAUGUUUUGUUCCAACACCGCCCGAGCGUUUUGCUGUUUCUGUUUUACCGUCUAAUCAAAUUAAGAGUUCAACAAUGGAGUCUAAUGUCAAGCAAACUGAUAAGUUUUUUGUUUCACAGUCUCAUUCAAGUUCUGCCGUUGUUUCUGGCCAUGCUCCUGUUUUGCCUUGUUAUGUUCAAGAUUUACAUGAUAGACCAUCGUCCAGUCCAUUGACAGUCCCGCAUUUAAGUAGUUCCAUUGAGAUGUUUAGUUCCAUUGACAGAGCAGCUUCUGUGAGUAACAUGGUUUUGGUCUACCCGCGUGGUUCAGAAGCGGUACUCCCUGUUGACGCUUCCAUGUUAUCAUGCAGUGAUGACAAAUGGGUGGCAGUUCAAGUAGACCUGGAUGUUAAUUAAGGGUACACUUGUAUCUAUUGCAGCAUAUUGUGCUCUUAUAUGGAUGUUUCCUAAGCAAUGUUGUUUGUGUCUUUUCAUGUAUUGGAUAUUGUGUCUUUUCACUAAAUACCGUUCAUGUUUUUUUAUAUGUAGUGAUUGAUAGUCUCAUAGUCAUGCUUUGUUUAGGUUAUUUACUAAUUUAAGUUUUCAUGUUAUGGAAAUUUUCUUCAGGAUUUGAGAGUUAUAUCUGUCUAUUUGACUACUUCAGGAAGUUUUUUCAUGUUAUGGAAAUUUAAGUCUCAUAGUCAAGCUAUAUUUGUCUAUUUGAGAGUUGUAU